CACUUGCCUCUUUAUUCAUAUCAACUUAUAUAAAUAUUACCCGCCCUAAAACACAGAAGAAAGGCAUAGGCAUUUUAGUACACUGUUGACUUCCUUCCUCCGUGUCUACAGUUCUCUCCAGAUGACGGUCAUAUCACCAUCUCUCGACGAUGAGCGGCUCUUCACUUCCCGUCAAGCGGGCGGUCGGUUUCUUUACAAGAUCUAUUUCCUGGUUUUUCUUACAGGAAUAGUUUCUUUGUUGUACUAUCGCGUCACGAAUAUAGCUUAUGAUCAUCCAGUUCUAUGGUUUCUCAUAACUUUAGCUGAAUUCUGGUUUGGAGUCACUUGGUUCUUACAGCAAGGAUUCAGAUGGGCACCAACGUAUCAUGUCGAAUACCCAGAACGUCUGGCAGAAUCAAAUCUACCACCGAUUGACGUCUUAGUGUGCACGGCUGAUCCAGACAGAGAGCCGCCUUCCAUAGUAGCAAACACUCUAUUGUCGUUGAUGUCUUACGAUUAUGAUGUUAACAAGCUCUCUUACUAUAUCUCCGAUGAUGGUGGUUCUCAGUUGACUUUUCACGCCGUUUAUCUGGCUUCCAUUUUUGCCAAAUCUUGGUUGCCUUUCUGUAAGAAAUAUAAUGUAGAACCAAGGUCCCCAAAAGUUUACUUCUCCACUUCAUCAACUUCUUCUCCUUCCGGUCAAAGUUUCAGGCAGGAAUAUGACAAAAUUAAGGCCAAAUUCGAGAAGAUGCAAGAGCGGAUUGAAAAGGCAGGACAAAUACGAAAUGUGCCAAUUGAAACAAGAAAUGAGCACAAGGGCUUCAAGGAGUGGGAUACCAAGGUCGACCCUCGUGACCAUGCCAGCAUAAUCGAGGUUUUGCUGCGUGGAAAUGGAGUCGAUAAAGAUGACGAGGGCAAUCCAAUGCCAUCCCUUGUAUAUGUCUCCAGAGAAAAACGACCUACUUCCCACCAUCGUUUUAAGGCCGGGGCGUUAAACGCCUUGAACCGAGUGUCGGCAUUGAUAAGUAAUGCCCCGUUAGUUAUCAAUGUCGACUGCGACAUGUAUUCUAAUAAUUCACAAGCACUUCGCCAUGCCGUCUGUUAUUUCUUAGACCCUAAAGAAAGCCACCGCAUCGGCUAUGUUCAGUUCCCGCAGAGCUUUGGUGGGAUUACGGAUAAUGAUUUGUACGGAAAUGGCGUGAAAAGAAUUUAUGAGAUUGAAUUUUUCGGCACCAAUGCACACAAUGGGCCUAUGUACGCUGGAACUGGUACGAUUCACCGUCGGGAGUCUCUUAAUGGAAGGAAAUAUGAUCCAAAUGUUAAAAUCAAAUUAGAAGACAAAUCAGUCAGAGGAAGUAAGAACUGGGUUGAAUUGGAGGUUCAUGCAAAACUUGUAACAACUUGCACAUACGAGGAAGGCAAACCAUGGGGGAGUGAGAUGGGACUAAUGUAUGGAAGUGCAGUUGAGGAUGUAUACACUGGGCUAGUGUUGCAUUCAAGGGGGUGGAACUCGAUAUUUUGUAGCCCUGAGAGGAAGGCCUUUCUAGGUUUGGCACCAGUUAACACCAACGACACCCUCAUUCAACACAAAAGAUGGUCAACUGGCUUGCUUGAGAUCUUCCUCUCAGAUUACUGUCCUAUGAGUUUGGCUAAUCUUUUUGGAGAUGGGAAACUAAAGCUGGGACAAAUAAUGUGCUACAGUUUCUACACUUUGUGGGCACUCUGGUGCUUACCAAUGCUCAUUUAUGCUGUCGUGCCCCCUCUAGCAAUGGUGAACGGGAUAUCCUUAUUUCCAAAGGUAACUAACCCUUGGUUUAGGAUUUUCAUCUUCUUAGGGAUUAGCUCUCAUGUAUUUAGUUUAGCGGAGCUAAUGUUGGCUAAAGGGACCUUCAAGAUGUGGUGGAACGAAACAAGGAUGUGGAUGCUGAAAGGAACAUCCUCGUACCUGUUUUCAGUUAUGGUCACAAUUUUGAAAGCAUUGGGUAUUUCUGAAUCAGGGUUUGAAAUUACUAGCAAAGUCAUUGAUGAAGAAGCAUUAAAGAGAUACAACAAAGAAAUGAUGGAAUUUGCAGUCGCAUCCCCCAUGUUUAUUCCACCUAUAACUCUGUCGCUGCUGAACUUAUACUGUCUUGCAAGGACAGUAGUAUCACUAGUCACAGCAACAGUCAUGUCCAAUAAUCUUGAAGAAGCAGAACUCAAUACCAGUCUUGGUGUCAGUAACUCAUUGGCGUUGGUCCUACAAAUAAUCAUUUCAGGAUAUAUAAGCAUUAUGAGCUUACCGAUAUACAAGGCCAUGAUCUUGAGGAUGGAUAAAGGUCGCAUGCCAACGUCAGUGACCGUGUACUCAAUCGGGCUUUGUGUUACUUUGGUCUACCUAGCUUCAGUUUUCAUGUGAUUUGAUAUGGGACUUUUGUACAUUUUAAUUUCUAGUCUUUGUAUGCUUUUCGAAAGGUCUUCUAUUUAGUAGCCUUAAUCUGCGAAAGUUACAGUUAGAUCUAUGUGCACCAUUAUUCUGGUUUGGGCCAGUGUUGUAUAUUUUGAUUUCUGGAAUGUAAGUAGUGCAUCUGUUUUCACUCUAAAACAGACAUGUGUACUUUGGAAACUUUCACGACCUUGAUGCGCUAAAACCAAUUGAAAAUGACGAGGA
Papaver somniferum (opium poppy) is the source of this 2626-nucleotide messenger RNA. RefSeq names its product cellulose synthase-like protein E6. The record is from RefSeq and is a predicted model, not a curated record. Gene Ontology annotation, biological process: plant-type primary cell wall biogenesis; cellulose biosynthetic process. Gene Ontology annotation, molecular function: mannan synthase activity; cellulose synthase (UDP-forming) activity. Lineage: Eukaryota; Viridiplantae; Streptophyta; Magnoliopsida; Ranunculales; Papaveraceae. Gene Ontology annotation, cellular component: trans-Golgi network; plasma membrane. The coding region runs from base 122 to 2374 and encodes 750 amino acids. The transcript is spliced from 8 exons.